This is a messenger RNA of Frankliniella occidentalis (western flower thrips), 1117 nucleotides long. RefSeq lists its product as uncharacterized. Lineage: Eukaryota; Metazoa; Arthropoda; Insecta; Thysanoptera; Thripidae. The transcript has 4 exons. The record is from RefSeq and is a predicted model, not a curated record. The coding region runs from base 57 to 941 and encodes 294 amino acids.
UGCGACAGGUCACUCUGGUCCUCACUCACCUGUCCCUCACACGCACCCCGCUCACCAUGAGGUUCUUCGCCAUCGUCGCCGUCCUGGUGGCCGUCGGGGUCGCCCACGGCCUCCCCGCCACGAGCGUCCAAGAGUCCCCCGUCAAGGGCAACGCCUUCUGGAAGGGCACCCCGAUGGACGCCGUGGUGUCCGAGUUGCAGGCCGGCUGCGCCAGCGACGACGCCGUGGCGUGCGUCAAGUACCGCGUGCUCAGCGUCCUGGACCACGUGCUGCGCAAGGACUCGUUCCAGGUGACGGACUCUGUUUCGGUGGUGAGGAACUCUUACGAAGAAUCGGCAGAGUCGACGGCGCGCUCCGAGGACGGCGGCGACCUGGUCGACACUGCGACCCGCUACCUUCAGCGCCACGACGUGCACGUCAAGCUUCCCUGGGGCGCUCAAGUGUCCGUCAGCCCCCGCGCCCUGGACCAGGACAAGCUGGACAUCAGCCUCGACUUCGGCUCCAACGACAGCGACGUCGAAGAGCAGCAGGGCACCGAGGCGAGGCACCGCAAGUACCGCAAGAGCAAGGGCAAGCUCCGCCGCAUGGUCGUGCCCCUGCUGGUGUUCGUCCUGCUCAAGGCCAUGACCCUCAUCCCCCUGGCCCUCGGCGUGCUCGGCCUCAAGGCGUGGAACGCCCUCCAGCUCGGCUUCUUCUCCUUCGUCAUCGCCCUGUCCCUGGCCGUCUUCCAGCUCUGCAAGAAGAUCGCGGCCGACCAGGCGCCCGUGUCGCAGCUGUCCGCCCACGUCGCCCCCUGGGACGCGCACUACGCGGCGGCCCGCGCCUUCGAGCUGCCCCAGGGCGCCGCCGAGGCCAUCCAGAGCGUCCCGCAGGGCGUCCUCCCCGCGCAGCCCGUGUACGCCGGCGACGCCCAGAGCCUCGCCUACCGGGGGCAGCACUAGCACUAGCAGAUUACAUCAUCUAGGACCAAGUCAGCAUAGUGAUACUAUGCCAAAAAAAUUACCAAAAAUCUAUUUAUUUUUCUUACACCAUAAUUUAUUGUAUUUUGUGUGUGCGUGAUAUCCCUGUUGAAAAGUGUAAUAUAGAAUGACAAUAAAAUUUAAGCAAAACUUUGAAA